UUUGAAGAUUUUGUUUCGGAGGAAUAUCAUCAAGACGAAACCAACCAAAAUCAUAAUAAUGAUUUUGUCUCGGAGGAAUAUCAUCAAGACGAAACCAACCAAGCUCAUAAUAAUGAUUUUUUCUCGGAUGGAUAUCAUCAAGGCGAAACCAACCAAGCUCAUAAUAAUUAUUUUUUCUUGGAGGGAUAUCAUCAAGACGAAACCAAUAAUAAUCGUUUUUUCUUGGAGGGAUAUCAUCAAAACGAAUCCGACCAAAAUCCUAAUAAUCACCUUGAAAAUGUUUUUGCGAAUGAAUUUUUUGGUGCUGAUAUUCUGAUCGCUGCUGCGUCUGCUGCUCCGUUUGGACGAGAGACAAAUUUGAGCGAAGAGUAUAUUUCACAAAACGCCAAGAUUGAAGAGCUCGAUGAUUCAAGCAAAUUAAAUGGCAAUGACAAUGACAAUGUUCAGACUUUCAUUGGGCAUAAUAAAAAGUUUGCUCAUCUUAAAAAAACAAUUUUUAUACAUUAUAAAAAUGGACAUUGUAAACACGGAAAUAAAUGCAGGUAUAUACACGAAAGGUCCGGGAAAGAAUCUCAGUCCAAACACGAAGCAAAAUCACAACAAUCCGGAAAUCUACUGCGAAUGCUUAUCGAAAAAGAAAUUCAAAAAGAGCGAAAUAUCCUUUUGCAAAGCAUUCGGUAUAUAGUAGAUAAAAAUUUCUUUCAGAUUGUGAGUAACGACUCGCUAGAAGCCGCAAAGAGACGAAAAGGUCCAGCUAUUGAAGAGUUGCAAAAUGACUGA
This is a messenger RNA of Ambispora gerdemannii, 780 nucleotides long. The record is from the annotation of a GenBank genome assembly. Lineage: Eukaryota; Fungi; Glomeromycota; Glomeromycetes; Archaeosporales; Ambisporaceae.